Triticum aestivum (bread wheat) is the source of this 589-nucleotide messenger RNA. RefSeq names its product E3 ubiquitin-protein ligase RNF12-like. Gene Ontology annotation, molecular function: ubiquitin protein ligase activity. Lineage: Eukaryota; Viridiplantae; Streptophyta; Magnoliopsida; Poales; Poaceae. The record is from RefSeq and is a predicted model, not a curated record. The transcript has a single exon. Bases 146 to 589 code for a protein of 147 amino acids. Gene Ontology annotation, cellular component: cytoplasm. Gene Ontology annotation, biological process: protein ubiquitination.
GUGUUUCCCGAUCGAUCUCCUCUCCUACCAUCCAAGCCCGAAGCACUAUAAGUAAACUGCCGCACGUACGCUCGCUUAUUCCCAUUGCCUCCCCGAACAUCGAUCUCCUACGAUCAGAUCCGGUUUCACUUCACCAUCACGCGCGAUGGCUAGCUUGAUGCCAUCGCUUGCCAUGGACCUGCCACAAGAAGAAGGAGGCCACGAGGACUCCGCGUUCCUCGGCGUCGUGGGAGAUCCAGACGACUCGGAGUUGGCCGCGUUGGUGGCCGGGGCGCUGAAGACGGUGGACGCGCCGUCCGACGACGACGACGACGAGCUCAGCUGCCCGAUCUGCUUGGAGGAGGACGACGCCGCGGCGUGGAAGGAGACACCGUGCGGGCACCGGUUCCACGGGCGGUGCGUAGAGAGGUGGCUGCAGGAGAAAGAGAGCUGUCCCAUGUGCCGUCGCGAGGUCGUCACGGCGCCCGCCGCCACCGCAGAUUGUACUGCUGCACACCUACAUUUCUUGUGGAUAGCUGCCUUGGGGUUGCAUGUGUUUGGCGAUGUUCCUGUGGACGACAUGGAAACUGAUGAUGAUGAUGAUGCUUAG